Molecule: messenger RNA, 870 nt
Organism: Filobasidium floriforme
Lineage: Eukaryota; Fungi; Basidiomycota; Tremellomycetes; Filobasidiales; Filobasidiaceae
Exons: 1
Coding region: 84-788 (234 amino acids)
Source: RefSeq, a predicted model, not a curated record
ACGGAUAUACCGCUGAUCAUCCAUCCAAACCAUAUAUCUCAUAGAACAAGCGCGACCGUCCCCUUCCUCCUCUAAAAGCGACCAUGCCAGCGACCCAUAACCACGUCAUCCUCACCCCGUUAUCUCAACUCCGGGUCUCGAGAUACCAUAUCCCGGCUUACCGAGGAUUCCCUAAUACGUCGAUUCACCCGGAGAGGCCGUUGAUGGUCUAUCACAACUGUUUCGCUGCUUCACCGUCAUCGUCAUCGUCUUCAUCAUCAUCAUCGACACCUUCUUCGUCGAAUCGCACCCCUGAAAUGAAGGCGAUUUCGACCUCAUCGAUGGCAACCGCGGUAGAAUCCCACCUCUCGCAGAUCGACGCCGUGAGACCCGCAUGGAGGUAUACGAUGUACAGGCAACAUCAUUAUCAUAGCAAUACGAACGAGGUCUUGUGUGUCGUCUCCCAUCGAGGUGCGGAGGUCUGUUUCGGCGGGUCAAACGAAUCCAACGAGAGCGGGAACGAAGGCAAGGUGGUAGUAAAAGUAGGAAGGGGGGAUGUGAUCGUCGUCCCCGCUGGGGUUGGGCAUGCGCUCUUACGUGAACUCGAUGAUGAUGUCGAGGAUGGCGAUGAAGACGAAGGGAAAUUCGAGAUGGUGGGGUCUUACCCGGUAGGAGCCGAAGGUUGGGAUAUGUGCAUGGGGAAAGGUAUAGAGAAGGACGGUAGAGAGUGGGGAAAUGUGAAGAAGGUCGGGUGGUUCACCAGGGAUCCGAUCUAUGGGGAUGAAGGGCCUGUGCUCGAGGCGGCUUAGAGUUGGUCGUGGAACACCAUGUUUAUGCACACUACUGUAUCCUCAUAUCUAUGGGCUCUAUAUUCCAUGCAUCACUGUACAC